UGUUUUUCGGAUUUUUUUUUCAAUUUUUCACUGCUGUAGUGCUCGACAUCGUCUCAAGCUAAAUUUCUGCGAAAACUGUGAYAAAUUCUGACCGAUAAUUUGUCGAUCCAUCCGGUGUCCUUUGCCCCCAUCCCGCGGCGUACGAAUACGGCAUCGGUAUGUUUCAUGGCGGUCCGACCGUCUGCCAGUUUCAAAUAAUCCGUCGUGUCGUGCGCUCCGUGUAGUUGUCUGAGCCGCAUUUACAUUUUUUAUUUUUUUUUAUAUAAUUAUUAGUAAUAAUACAAUUUGAUUUGAUUUUUAAUCCGAACCGUUCGUGUGUUUAUAAAUAAAUAAAUAUAUUUUGUAUUAUUUCUGUUCCGUCGGCCGGCUGCGUAUUAUUGUUGUUCGUGUGCGAAAAAAAGUGCGUGCGAGACGGACGGUGAUCAUGUGUUCUAUCGAGUUCGGAUAAAUCUCAUAGGAUUUUUUUUUAAUUGUUAAUUUUUAAUUAUACCUCGUAUUGGUGCGCCGAUUACGACGUUAUUCGACAAGUGAUACGACGAACCAUGAGGAGAAGAAAUCCAGGCCGGACUUUCGUCGGUACGUGUUUACUAUUGGCGUUCUGGACGUUAGCUGCGGGACCCGAUGGAGCAUCAGGGUCUACCGGGAUCGUGUCAUGCUCGCCAAACCCAUGUCUUCACGGAGGUACUUGUUAUAUGAAAAAGACCGGAGAAUACGCUUGCAACUGUACUGGACUGUUCGUCGGACCUUACUGUCAAUGGAAAAAUCCCUGUCACACUGGACCAGUGCCCCGGUGCCAAAACUCCGGGACAUGCGCCGUCACGCAAGUGUCGCCUCACUCGCAGCCCGGAUUCUCGUGCCAGUGUCCGCUGGGAUUCACCGCGUCCCUAUGCGAGAUACCCAUAUCGAACGCGUGCGAUUCAAAACCAUGCCAAAACGGCGGCACGUGUUGGCUGCACAACAUCAAGGAACAUCGGUGCAACUGCGCCCCCGGGUUUACAGGACCUAAUUGUGAGUUGGAGGAUCAUUGCGCUUCGGGACCGUGCAAGAACGGAGCAGAAUGUACCUCUAAAGACGAUUCUUACGAGUGCACGUGCGCCCCAGGGUUCACGGGCACAACAUGUUCCGAAGACAUUGAGGAAUGUUCAACAACCGAACCCUGCGUGCACGGACAAUGCAUCAACACACAUGGAUCGUAUGCGUGUAUUUGCGAACCAGGUUACACGGGAAAAAACUGCGAGAUGGUAUACGUCCCGUGCGACCCGUCGCCGUGUAUGAACAACGGCAGGUGUAUGCAGAUCGACGAUCUCAAUUACGAGUGCAAGUGCAAGUCGGGUUUCCGUGGCAAAAACUGCGAAGAAAACAUCGACGAUUGUAUACCGCACGCCUGCUUGAACGGUGGUUCGUGCGUGGACGGCGUGAACAGUUACACGUGCUCGUGCCCGGCCCAGUGGACAGGCGAUUCGUGUGAGAUGGACGUGGACGAGUGCGCCAUGCGGCCCAGCGUCUGCCACAACGGUGCUACGUGUACCAAUUCGCUGGGAUCGUACAACUGCAUUUGCGUAAACGGCUGGACCGGWCAAGACUGUUCGGUGAACAUCGACGAUUGCGCCGGGGCCGCCUGUUUCAACGGCGCCACUUGCAUCGAUCGGGUUGGCAGCUUCCACUGCCAGUGCACGUACGGCAAGACCGGUCUCCUGUGCCACCUCGAUGACGCGUGCACAUCUAACCCGUGUCAUACCGAUGCCAUAUGUGACACAAGUCCGAUYAACGGUUCGUACACUUGUUCGUGUGCUUCCGGCUACAAAGGAAUCGAUUGUUCCGAAGACAUCAACGAAUGCGAACAAGGAUCACCUUGUGAACAUGACGGAGUUUGCGUCAACACUCCUGGAUCGUUCGCCUGCAAUUGCCCGCAGGGUUUCACAGGGCCACGGUGCGAGACCAACGUUAAUGAGUGCGACUCUCAUCCGUGCAAAAAUGAAGGAUCCUGCCUAGACGAUCCUGGAACUUUUCGAUGCGUUUGCAUGCCAGGGUUUACCGGCACGCAAUGUGAGGUUGACGUGGACGAGUGUGAAACGAACCCGUGCGAGAACGGCGGUGUUUGCACGGAUAUGAUCAAUGGGUACAAAUGCUCGUGUCCGGCAGGGUUUUCCGGGCCGCGUUGCCAGAUCAACAUCGAUGACUGCGUGAGCAGCCCUUGCAAGCACGGUGGCAUAUGUCAUGACUCGAUAGCUGGUUACCAGUGCGAAUGUUCRCCGGGCUUCACGGGUUUCAACUGCGAAAAUAACAUMAACGACUGCCUGUCGAACCCGUGCAAGCAUGGUGAAUGCAUCGACGGCCAGAACUCGUUCACGUGCUCCUGUCAUCCGGGUUACACGGGACUUCUGUGCCAGGACCAACUGGAUGAGUGUGCGUCCGCUCCUUGCCAACACGGUGGUACGUGUGAAGACCUAAUCAAUGGUUACCAGUGUCGUUGCCGAGCCGGCACAUCCGGCCCGAACUGCGAGGUCAACAUAAAUGAGUGCGUGUCUAACCCCUGUCGGAACGGAGCGAAGUGCAUCGACGGAAUCAAUAAGUAUUCUUGUGACUGUCUGCCUGGCUUCACUGGUUUGCAYUGCGAGAUGAACGUGGACGAAUGUGCUAGCAGUCCUUGCGCCAACGGUGGCACUUGCGUGGAUCUGGUUGCUGGUUGGCGUUGCGAGUGUCCUCGUGGUUACUAUGGGCCUCGGUGUUUGUCCGAUAUCGAYGAAUGUGCCAGCAACCCGUGUUCCCUGAAUGCAUUGCGCUGUGAGGACGGCCUCAACCAGUUUAUAUGCCACUGCAGGCCAGGUUACACUGGCAAACGUUGUGACAUUGAUAUCGACGAGUGCAGUUCGAACCCAUGUCAACACGGUGGAGUGUGCACAGACCGCGUAAAUGGUUACACGUGCCAAUGUAAGCCUGGGUAUUCUGGUCAUAACUGUGACGUAAACAUCGACGACUGUGCCAUUAAUCCUUGCAAAAACGGAGGGUCAUGCAUCGACUUGGUGAACGCUUACAAGUGUGUCUGUCAACUACCAUUCACUGGCUCAGAGUGCCAGAGCAGAUUGGACCCAUGUACGCCGAACAGGUGUCGCAACGGUGCUAAAUGUUCGCCUUCUAGCAACUUUUUAGAUUUUUCGUGUGAAUGUUCUAUUGGAUGGAAAGGYCGUUUGUGUAACGAAGACGUAGACGAGUGUGCAUUAACUGCACCUUGUCGCAACGGUGCCACUUGUCAGAACACUGACGGAUCGUAUAAAUGCGCCUGUGCUCCUGGAUUUCAGGGUCGUGAUUGUGUAAUUAACACCGACGAAUGCGCUUCUUCACCUUGCCAAAACGGAGCUACAUGUCUGGAUGGUAUUGGCGAUUAUACUUGUAUGUGUUCCGACGGGUUUUCUGGUCGUCACUGCGAAGUAGACAUCGAUGAAUGUCUAUCUCAACCUUGUUUGAAUGGAGCCACUUGUAAACAAUAUGUGAAUUCGUAUACUUGCACGUGUCCUGUUGGAUUUUCUGGCAUGCACUGUCUAACUAACGAUCAGGAUUGUACUGAUUCAUCCUGUAUGAAUGGUGCCACUUGCGUCGAUGGUAUUAAUAACUACACUUGUAUAUGUCCGACAGGGUAUACUGGAUUAAAUUGUCAAACUAGAAUAAAUGAAUGUGAUUCGUCACCUUGCGAGAAUAGCGGCACAUGUCUCGAUCAUGGAAAGUAUUAUACAUGUCAUUGUGCGUAUGGUUAUACGGGUAAAAACUGCGAAUCGUUGGUAGACUGGUGCAGUGGUGGUGGAGGCAUACCACAGCCCUGUGAAAAUGGAGCAACAUGUAAACAAAUUCAGAACUUAUACCAGUGCGUUUGCCAACCUGGUUGGACGGGCAAAGUAUGUGACGUAGAGAUGGUGUCCUGUAACGAUGCAUCUUUGCGUAAAGGUGUUCGACGGGAUGCUCUAUGUCAUAAUGGUGGUGUUUGUGAAGACAUUGGCAAUAGUCAUAGGUGCCAUUGCGCCGAUGGUUAUUCCGGUAGCUAUUGUACGAAAGAAAUCAAUGAAUGUGAUUCAGCACCUUGCCAAAAUGGAGCAACGUGUAGAGAUUUAGUUGCGGGAUACKCUUGCCAGUGUCCACGUGGCUUCCAGGGCCAAAAUUGCGAACUCAAYGUCGACGACUGUCAUCCCAACCCAUGUCAAAACGGUGGAACAUGUCGUGAUUUAAUCAAUAGCUUUAGUUGUUCAUGUCCACCAGGUACACUGGGUAUUAUUUGUGACAUAAACAUUGAUGACUGUUCACCUGAAGCUUGUCAUAAUAACGGUACUUGUAUUGAUCGAGUUGGAGGAUUUGAUUGUCGUUGCCCAGCUGGAUUUGUCGGUCACAGAUGUGAAGGAGACAUAAAUGAAUGUUUAUCAAACCCUUGCGAUCCAUAUGGAACAUUGGACUGCGUUCAAUUAGUUAACAAUUUCCACUGCAACUGUCGUGCUGGAUAUAUGGGAAGACAUUGUGAAACUAAAGUUAACUUCUGCGAGAGCAGUCCAUGCCAAAAUGGUGGUGUAUGUUCUCAAGUGGAAGGCGGUCAUACGUGCGUAUGUCCAAAAGAGUUUUCUGGAAGGAAUUGUGAAUUCUUUGGUGUAGAUUGUGACUCAAGUCCUUGCCAGGGCGAUGGUGUAUGUCACUCACUAGAACAUGGAGGAUAUCAAUGUGAAUGUCCUCCAGGCACGGCAGGUAUUCACUGUGAAGUCGAUAGUUACAAUGAAUGUGAAAGUAAUCCGUGCGAGCAUGAUGGUACUUGUCAAAAUAAACUUGGGGACUACGCGUGYUUCUGUCCAACAUACUGGUCAGGAAAAAAUUGUAAUAUUUAUGAUUCCAAGUUUAAAGGAGGUCUAGGAAAAUUCCCAUCUAAAGGCAUUAUGACAAAAAAGGAUUACGAUUGGGAACGAGAGCUGGCUGCUUGUGUAACUAACGGAUGUGCUGCUAAGUCUCAAGAUAACAGAUGCCAUCAAGAAUGUAACACAGCUGCCUGUGACUUYGAUGGUGGUGAUUGCUCUCUUGGAUUGAACCCUUGGAGGAAUUGUACUACAACCAAAAACUGCUGGCAAGUUUUUGCUGAUGGACGCUGUGACGUGGAGUGUAAUACACCUGAAUGUUUGUACGACGGUAGAGAUUGUGAAAGAACUCUAAUGCCUUGCAAUCCGAUCUAUGACGCAUAUUGUCAAAGUCAUUAUGCUAAUGGACAUUGUGAUUAUGGAUGUAAUAAUGCUGAAUGUAAUUGGGAUGGUUUGGAUUGUGAAAGAGAACCACCUAAAAUCGCUGAAGGUGCGAUGCGUCUUAUUUUACGAAUGGACUAUCAUCAACUUUUGUCUAAUUUAACUUCUUUCUUGCGAGAGGUUGGUCGAGAGUUACGAGCUACAGUCCGAGUGAAACAAGAUGAAUUGACUGGGAAACAAAUGAUCUUCCCUGCGGAAAGUCCUCCUGGAGCUGUCGUGGUUUACUUAGAAAUAGAUAAUAGGAAAUGUGAGAUAACUAGAGAUGUUGAAUGUUUCUCGAGUGGUACAGGGGCUGCUGGAUUUUUGGCCGCUUCAGCMGCUAGUCAUGCGCUAUCGACAUCGUUUCCUAUUUACAGGGCAGAAGGUGUCGGUCCCGGAAGUCAAAUUCCAAUUGAACAACCUAGAAGUAGUACAGCGUUAGUGUUGACUGGCAUGUUCUUGAUACUAGUAGUUGGCCUAAGUCUUGGAGUUUUGAUAUCUACACAUCGCAAGAAAGCGAAUGGUAUAACGUGGUUCCCAGAAGGAUUCUUAAGGACUGGCAGUAACAGCAGUAGAACAAGUACACAAAGAAGAGUACCUGAUGGACAAGAACUCCGAACGAUGAAACAGAACAACAUGACGUUGAGCUGUAUGGACAUGAAUAGUGGUGUAAUGACUAUGGGAAGGGGUGCUGGUGCUUGGUCAGACGAAGACGCCGAGGGCGAUAUGCCACCAGCAAAACGACAUAGACCAGCUCCAAUAUUAUCACAACCUUUAGAUAACCCUUACGAUGAUGUUUGGAGUCACUGUACUUUAAAUUCUAACGAUAAUAAGGCAACUGUCAUGUACACACCUCCAUCUAGAGAAACCGAAGUUAAUGAAAGACUCCCUGGUGGGUUGACAAGACUGAUGGAUGUGACAGUAGCUGGUGGUGCUGGACUAGACACAAGCAUUGAUAAUGAAGAUGAAGGAGAACAAGAUGCUACAACCAACAUGAUAUCAGAGUUAGUUUCACAGGGUGCAGAGUUGAACGCUACGCUUGAUAAGACUGGUGAAACUUCGUUGCAUUUAGCCGCAAGAUAUGCCAGAGCAGAUGCAGCCAAACGCUUGUUGGAUAUGGGUGCGGACGUUAACUUUCAAGACCACACUGGCCGGACACCAUUGCAUGCAGCUGUAGCCGCUGACGCAAUGGGUGCUUUCCAAAUAUUACUGAGAAACCGGUCGACAAAUUUAAAUGCGAGGAUGCACGAUGGAACGACACCGUUAAUUUUAGCAGCCAGAUUGGCCAUUGAAGGAAUGGUAGAAGACCUGAUUCAUGCUGACGCCGAUAUAAACAUACCAGAUAACAGUGGAAAAACGGCGUUGCAUUGGGCKGCAUCGGUCAACAAUGUAGAUGCAGUCAACAUUUUGCUUGCCAACAACGCCAACAAAGAUGCUCAAGACGACAAGGAUGAAACUCCGUUGUUCCUGGCGGCCAGAGAAGGCAGUUUUGAAGCAUGCAAAGCGCUUCUGGAUAAUUUUGCGAACCGGGAGAUCGCUGACCAUAUGGAACGGUUACCUAGGGACGUGGCCAGCGAACGGUUACACCACGACAUUGUUAGACUGUUGGACUCGCACGUUGCUCACCCUAAUKCCCAGACAAUGGUGCCUGUCAACAACAACUUUAUGAACUCGCAGCAUAUGAUGUCCGCCCAUUCAAACAUAAACAUACCCGGCAUGAAGUUGAGCAAUGGAGGCAGUGGURGUGGCUCGACAAAGGGCAAGAAGAGAUCGAAACCAUCGAAUCCGACGAGUCCUGCUGACUCAAUGGACUCGAACCUUUCGUUGAAGCGAAAGGGUAGCGUCAAAAAACCACCUCCCCUGCCACCAACUUCAGCCAUGUCAUCCUCUGCGGCGGCACCUAGCAACAAAAAACCAUUCGGGUUAGACGUGACGUGUGCCAGUGGUCCCAAUAACAUGGACCUGAUGGCAUUGGACGUGUCCAGGCUAUAUGGCGGUGGUGGCGGUGGUUUACCACAACAGCCACCUGCCUAUGAGGAAUGCCUGUCGCAGUUGCCAUCCGCGUCACAGAGACCAAUGGCCAACUACGGUGCGGCCAUGCACCACCAACAGCAUCAGCAGCAACAACAACAACAACAACAGCAGCAGCAGCAGCAACAACAGCAGCAGCAGCAACCCGACUACCGAGUCAUUCAUCAGCAGAUGAUGGGAAUGCAGACGUCGUUCCAGGAACCGUCGCCGCCGCACAGUGUAGUAAUGUCGCCGUCGCCAGGCAAGACACGACCAUCGCUUCCCACGUCACCCACACACAUGCAAGCGCUUCGACAUGCCACCAUGCAGGCAGUGGACCCGUUCAGCCAGUUCCAUCAUUUCUACGGCAGCGUUCAGCAGACGCCCCAAUCGCUGCAGCUUCCCCAAUCGCAGCAUGUGCAGCAGUACCUGACACCCCCAUCGGAUGCGGCACCCGAGAGUUUCCCGACGCCGUCACCCGAUUCUCCGUGGCAUUGGUCCUCGUCCUCGCCCAAUUCUAACUCAGACUGGUCAGAAGGCAUAUCGUCGCCGCCCAACAAUAACAACAACAAUAACGGUCACCCGAACAAAGUGUCUGAUGCCGUUUACAUUUAAAACAAGUUAUGGGCGUGUCCAAGUCUUCAUCCUUGUGCGUCUGUCACCUAUCGKCACAGAGGUCCGAGCGAGUAAAUAUAACGUUGUUAUUGUCAUUUUACCUUGCGUUUGUCGUUUCGGUGCCAUCGUCGACAGUAUCGGCGACCGUCGUCACCAAUACCAACCACAUUAGAUUACAAUUAUUAUUAUUUUUAUUUUAUUAUUUUUAUGUUUUGUGUUUAUAACCUACGAAUAUGUUGAAUCAUUUU
Messenger RNA from Diuraphis noxia (Russian wheat aphid), 8116 nucleotides. RefSeq names its product neurogenic locus Notch protein (gene N). Gene Ontology annotation, molecular function: calcium ion binding; protein binding. Gene Ontology annotation, cellular component: cell surface; signaling receptor complex; plasma membrane. The record is from RefSeq and is a predicted model, not a curated record. Gene Ontology annotation, biological process: multicellular organism development; axon guidance; regulation of developmental process. Lineage: Eukaryota; Metazoa; Arthropoda; Insecta; Hemiptera; Aphididae.